CUUCUCGUGAUCGACGAGGCUUCACUAAACCCCUUUUGUAUCGUUUCCUCGCAAAGCCCUAAUCCUCAACUUGCUCAACUACAGUGAAUCAUCUAUUCAGAAAUGGCGAUUCGUGAAUCGGGCUUCCUCUACAAUGGAAAUGUUAUGAAUUUGGGGGAGCUUAAUUGUACGCCGUGUUCUUGCAUAAAUAGCGUCAGCAGGCUGCAUAUCUUUUCCCAAUUUAAUGCUAAACAAUGCUUCCCAAUUUUUGCUGGUAAUUCCGCCAGAGGAAAUCGAAACCGAAUUUAUCCGGGCAGAGUUCAUCUCAAGCUGGCAAAUGGAAGACCCCCACCCGUUAGACAAGCUCGGAAGCUGUUGCCACUGAAGCCAUGCUGGGUAAAAAGCGAUGAUGCUGCUGAGGAACUUAUGAGUGGUGAAAGUAUCUUAUUAAAUGAGCAAGCCUUAAAGCAGGAUCUAGAAAUUGCAAUUGAGGAGGAGAACUACGCGGAAGCAGCGAAAAUCAGGGAUAGUCUUCGAGCACUCCAUGAUGACAGCAAAGCUUCAGUACUUGCGGCAAAUGCUCGCUUUUACAAAUCAUUCAGGAAUGGGGAUCUGGCUGCAAUGCAAGCCCUAUGGACAAAAGGGGAUAAUGCAUGUUGUGUUCAUCCGGGUGCAAAUGGUAUAACUGGAUAUGAAUUUGUGAUGGAAAGCUGGGAGAUUGUAUGGGUGAAUUAUGAAUUUCCAUUGGAGAUUGAACUGAAAGAUGUUGAGGUUCAUGUUAGAGGAAAUGUAGGGUAUGUUACUUGCACAGAAUUUGUGAAGACAAAAGGUGGGAGUUGGGGAGCCCAAUUUGCCACAAAUGUGUUUGAGAGGAUUCAUGGUGAGUGGUUUAUGUGUGUUCACCAUGCUUCACCUGUUGACUUGUGAAAAUACAAAUGAGUUUUGAUGUUUGGAGAAUUAUGGGCUAAGAUUAGAGACU
Messenger RNA from Carica papaya (papaya), 958 nucleotides. RefSeq names its product Nuclear transport factor 2 (NTF2) family protein. Lineage: Eukaryota; Viridiplantae; Streptophyta; Magnoliopsida; Brassicales; Caricaceae. The record is from RefSeq and is a predicted model, not a curated record. Gene Ontology annotation, molecular function: protein binding.